This is a messenger RNA of Hirsutella rhossiliensis, 1554 nucleotides long. RefSeq names its product major facilitator superfamily domain-containing protein. Gene Ontology annotation, biological process: spermidine transport; spermine transport; transmembrane transport. Gene Ontology annotation, molecular function: spermidine transmembrane transporter activity; spermine transmembrane transporter activity. The record is from RefSeq and is a predicted model, not a curated record. The transcript has a single exon. NCBI's taxonomy places the organism in Eukaryota, Fungi, Ascomycota, Sordariomycetes, Hypocreales, Ophiocordycipitaceae. The coding region runs from base 1 to 1554 and encodes 517 amino acids.
AUGGUCCAGGCCGACACCCGUGCAUCAACCAGCAACCGGCGCGAGCGGCAUCAAUCUUCGGACGCAGCCCGCAGAAGCAGUCCCCAGCCCGGUCACGAUGACGGCUGGCAGCACGUCCGCCGGGCCGUGGCCGACAUGAACGCGGCCCGGGACUGGACCGGCCCCGAUGACCCGGACAACCCGCGAAACUUCCCCUUCUCGCAGCGCAUCUUCAGCGCCAUGGCCAUCACGGGGCUCGCCACCGUCGCCACCGUCGCAGGUGCCAUGUAUGCGCCUGCCCAGGACGACGUGGCCGCCUUCUUCGCAUGCAGCCACGAAGUCGCCGUCCUGCCGCUGUCGCUCUACAACCUCGGCCUCGCCUUUGGCCCCGUCGUCGGCGCGCCCCUUUCAGAGACGUACGGACGCAAAGCCGUGUCCACGGUCACGGCACCCAUCUUCGCCGCCUUUAUUCUCGGCGCCGGCUUCAGCAGCACCGUCGCCGGCCUCGCUGUCUGUCGCUUCUUCGCCGGCAUGUUCUCCUCGUCGCUCAUUAACAACGCGCCCGCCACCAUCCUCGACUCUUCUGCCGGGCGCUAUCGUGGUGUGACUCUCGCCGUUUACUACACGCUGCCCUCCUUUGGCGCCGCCUUGGGUCCUCUGAUGGGCGGCUUCAUCGUCCAUGCCGGCGGCUGGCGCUGGACACAAUGGGCCUCGGUCCUUCUCGCCGUCACUUUGUAUGUGCCCGUGUGCUUCACCCGCGAGACGUACAAAAAGGUCAUUUUGCGCCGCCGCGCCAUUCGCCUGGGUCUCGACGCUUCAUCCCAGCGUACAUCCACUGGUCGUGCGUUCCGGUACUUUGCGACGACGCUGAUCCAGCGGCCACUGCAUAUGCUCCUCACCGAACCCAUUGUGACCCUUGUCAGCAUCUACAACGGCUUCCUGUACGGUCUCUUGUAUACCUUUGUCAUUGCGGUCCCCUGGAUCUUUCGUGAAUAUUAUGGCUUCAACAAGACGAGCGAGGCCUUGUCCUUCCUUGGCCUCGUUGUCGGAACGCUCGCCGCGUCCACGCCCCUGAUUCUCAUCGACCUGCAAUAUUACCAGAAGCGGCUGACGCAGUGGCAGCAGUCUCAUCCGCCCGGCGGGGAGGGCGUUGAGGAGCCGCUGCCAUCCGAACACCGUCUCGUGGGCGCCAUGGUUGGAAGUCUCAUGCUGCCCGCCAGCCUCUUUCUCGUCGCCUGGACUGCGCAGUUCCGCGUCUACUGGAUAGUCCCCAUGGUCUUCCAGGGUUUCGUCAUGCUGAGCUCCCUACUUGUCUACGCCAGCGCCAACUUGUUUAUGCUCGACGCCUACGGGCCGCUGUACGGUGCUUCGGCGUCGAGUGCCAUGAUGCUUAGUCGCUAUACUCUCAGCGCAGCUUUUCCUCUCUUCACCCUCCAGAUGUACAGGGCGCUGGGGGUCGGUUGGGCGACGAGUCUGCUUGGCUUUGUGACCAUUACCAUGGCGCCCAUUCCCUGGUGCUUCUGGGUCUAUGGCGAGAGGCUCAGGCGGAGGAGCAGGUACGAGAGGAGUGCGUAG